Messenger RNA from Stylophora pistillata, 2880 nucleotides. RefSeq lists its product as uncharacterized. NCBI's taxonomy places the organism in Eukaryota, Metazoa, Cnidaria, Anthozoa, Scleractinia, Pocilloporidae. The record is from RefSeq and is a predicted model, not a curated record.
AGGAAAUAUGACAUAAGCAGAGAACAACAAAGCAAUCGGAAUAGCACCCAUUAUUUCUGCAACUCUUCUGUAAUCACGUGAAAAAGCAGUCAUUUGAUUGGUAACCAACCCGCGAGCGAUGCCACGGCAGUCCCAUGGCAUGUAUUAGCCAAUCAACAAGUUUGACUAGUUGCCAGUGCCUCUGAGCGGGUCUCUGUUGAACCCGACACGGAAGUGGAUGGUUGGGAUGAGGAAGUCAGCCUUGGAAAGGGUGGAAUUCACCGUAACCUUCUAGAGGUAACGGGACGUUUGGGUUCACUCAGAUUGCCUGUUGAUUUUGGAAUAUGUCCGUCUUGUACUCAUCGUGGUCUCUCAUUUAAGAAUCAUGGAGGAAAUGAAGUUAGGAACCCUAGAAGCAGAGCAGGUAGAAUCAGUAUGGACCAAUGGUGCUCUGGAAGCAGUAAUGAAAAUUAUACUGAAUGCAACAGAGACUCAACACAAUCACCGAUUGUUUCUCAACUCUCUUAAGCGUUACAAGACAUUCGAGGAAGAACUGGAGAGUAAAAGCGGCAGAGGAGUGCAACUUUUGAUGUCUGGUAGUGUUGCAGAGAACUUAUAUGCAAUCCACUGGGUUUACAAAGAUGGGAAAAGGGAGGCAAAUAAUGAUAUAGAUGUCAUGCUUAUCGAUUGCUCAAUGGUGGUUGUUGAAAAUGAUUUAAAGUUGGACGGUAAGGACACUGAAACAAACCCCGUUAAAUCUACUCAACCGGAAUAUUUUUAUACCUGUAUAGCCGAAGAUGAGAGAGAAGAAGUUGCUUGUGAGGCCUCGAGUGACAAAUUUGAACGUACGGAAAAACAUGUCUUCUUGGUUCCAAGUAGCCAUCCUGGUUAUGUUCAACUGAGUACCGUCGACGAGAAAGGAAAUACAACAUUUUUGACCACAGAGAGCUUCAAAAUGUUUUGGUCUGAGGUUGUUAACAAGACUGCACUUUAUUCCCUAGUAAGUGGACCACAGCUCCCUGCAGGUGGGGUCGUUAUUAGUGGACCAGCUGUGAAUAGACGGGAUCGCCCUGGCAGAAGAAAUCAUUAUCCUCAUGACUAUGUCCCAUGUUUGCGCUGUGAGAGAUGGACAACCUUAGCAGGUGGAUGGGCAGACAGAACACGUGCUUUUGAUUGGCCUAGCAAAGAGCUUAUUUUGGAGAUAAUUAGUGAAGACUGUCAUGUUGUACCAGUGUUUUGUCAUGAUAGUGCAGACAGCAAUUUGAGCCAAACUGAGUGGAGACUUUGAUUUUCUAAUGCUGAGAAGAAGCUUAUACACUCACUGGCAAUUGAACAAUGCCAGAGCUAUAUCAUGGCUAAGUUGAUUAUGAAACAAGUCAUUCAAGAAAUGAAGGACAGUGUUUCAGGGACAACUGUGGAAAAAGCUCCAUCAUCAUAUCAUUUGAAAACAAUUUUUUUAUGGAAGUGUGAAGAGAAGCCUUUGGAAACAUGGAGACAUCUUCUUGAAUCAGUAGUUGAUUUGUUGAAAACCCUGGCUGAUUGUCUGAAGAGGGGAAGCAUUCCACAAUACUUCAUCCCAGAAAACAACCUGAUAGACCAAUAUAUCAAGAAAACCGAUCUUGCUUCUGUGGCUGAUGGCAUCACUGCAGCAGUAAAUAAUCUUCCUACAACACUACAUAAUGUUUUCCUUGCAGCAUACAACACUCAGCUUGACUAUGAUGGGAAGGUUUGCCCAAUACUAAGAAUUGUGGAAGGCCAAAUGAAAAUCUUUUGCAAGACUGGUGAAGCAGGAAAUAAGCUAUAUAUAUACUGUAUAUUGAACUCUCUUCUUGAUUCCCUAUCAGCAGCAACUGUUGGAACCUCAGAUGAGUCACGUCCUCUAGAAGACCAUAGAUACCUUUUAGAGAUUUAUUUUUCCUGUCAUGACACUACAAAAAGUGCUUUGGAAGUGCCCUAUCCACCUGUGUUGGGCGCAGCAGAAGGGGAAACAACUGUCAUGCUUUUGUUCAAGUACUUGUUGGAUUUAUUACAGAACAUACACAUUCUGAACACUUUAAAAACUGAUGUAUUUGCCUUUUUGACAAGAAUUUUUACCCAAAAUCUAGUCUCAUUGUCAGAGAAGGAAGUGUUUACCGAGUGCUGCGAAGCAAGCCUUGUCUUGUACCAGACUGUUUGUGACAAACUUGAAAUAUCCUGUGAAUCUGAUAUUUCGUGCCGUGAAGAGUUGAGCACCCUUGAUGGUAUUGACUUCAUUUUAUUUAAACACCCUGUUAUGGCUAAACAGAAUUUCUGUCAAUUUGCUUCAAAACGAUUCAGGAAGUUUCAAGAAAAUGGUGAUCUAGGCAAAGUGAAGACUUUAAGUUGGUAACAGGAAAAUUAAUUGUUGUAGAUAUAGGUAAUAACAUGAUUUCAAGUGCAGUUUGGUGUUAAUAUGAAAAUUGCAUUUCACAAGCCCAUAGGGUGAGAGUAAUUUGUAGUCUUUUCAAAGUUUUACAAGUGCCUAUUUACUCUAAAUUGCAUGAGAUUAAAUCAUAUUUUUACUUAUUAAUAAUUUACAUUAAAAAAAAGCAUACCAGUAUGUCAAGACAGACAAAAUUUUGACAGGGCAUGCACUAUUUGUAAUUUGCACUUGAGUUAUAACUUUGCACAGGUGUUACAUGAAAAAAGCACUUGUUUUCAGCCAGUUAGACACAAAAGUUUUUUCAUGUAUGUUACCAGUUAAAUAAUUGUAUUAUCUUGAAUUAAAAGAGACAGACUUAGAACCAGAAUAAGGGGAAUACAGCUUGAAAAUUUUGGGAGACAUCUGCCCUCUAGUUUUCCAAAUCGUCACCCAAUUUAUUGACCAAUUAAUUUUAUCCAAAUAAAUUUGAAAGCAUAAGCCCAAAGCAUUACCAAAAUGUG